AUGGAGGAACACCUGUCUAACAUCCAUCCUUCCUCCUCUCCAAGUGAAUCUUCAGGGAGCACCGACUGCGACAGCAGAGGAGCAAAGAGUCCAGCCCCGGGUAAAGCCCUGAGUCCAGCCCUGCUCUGUAAGGUCUGUGGGGACACCAGCAGUGGAAAACACUACGGCAUCUACGCCUGUAACGGCUGCAGUGGAUUCUUCAAGCGCAGCGUCCGACGGAGACUCAUAUACAGGUGUCAGGCUGGUACGGGCAUGUGCCCAGUGGAUAAGGCCCAUCGUAACCAGUGCCAAGCCUGUCGGCUGAAGAAGUGCCUACAGGCAGGCAUGAACAAAGAUGCUGUCCAGAACGAGCGUCAGCCCCGCAGCACGUCUCAGGUGCGUCUGGACUCCAUCGACAUGGACACAGACAAGGAGCACCUGUCCACCACACGGGAUCCCACUUCCUCUUCUUCCUCCUGCUCAGUGAUCACCCGGCCUCACAUCACCUCCACCUCAAUCAGCUCGUCCUCUGCCCCACCACAGCGCUGUGGACCCCCCAGCCCACAGAACAACCACCGCUUCAUGGUCAGCCUCAUGACCGCUGAGACCUGCGCUAAACUGGAGCCUGAGGAUGUUGAUGAGAACAUUGAUGUGACCAGUAACGAGCCAGAGAGGGAAUCCUCAGACUACCACAUGUCCCUGUACCCUUCCAGUACAGAGAAUGUGUACGAGACGUCAGCCCGGCUUCUCUUUAUGUCUGUUAAAUGGGCCAAGAACCUGCCAGUGUUCUCCAAUCUCCCCUUCAGAGACCAGGUAAUCCUGCUGGAGGAGGCAUGGUCUGAACUCUUCCUGCUGUGUGCCAUCCAGUGGUCUCUCCCCCUGGACAGCUGUCCUCUGCUGUCCCUCCCCGACCUGCCCCCACCCACCACGCAGAGUAAGACAUCCUACACCAGCGUGGACCUGCGUCUGCUCCAGGAGGUCUUCAGUAGGUUCAAAGCCCUGGCCGUAGACCCCACUGAGUUUGCCUGCCUCAAGGCCAUCGUCCUCUUCAAACCAGAGACCCGAGGUCUGAAGGACCCAGAGCAGGUAGAGAACCUACAGGAUCAGUCCCAGGUGAUGUUGGGACAACACAUCAGAUCACAUUACUCCAGUCAGCCUGCCAGAUUUGGGAAGCUCCUCCUGCUGUUGCCCUCUCUGCGUUUCGUCAGCUCUGAGCGGAUCGAGCUCCUCUUCUUCCACAGGACCAUCGGCAACACCCCCAUGGAGAAACUUCUGUGUGACAUGUUCAAGAACUAA
Messenger RNA from Salvelinus namaycush (lake trout), 1275 nucleotides. RefSeq names its product photoreceptor-specific nuclear receptor-like. NCBI's taxonomy places the organism in Eukaryota, Metazoa, Chordata, Actinopteri, Salmoniformes, Salmonidae. Gene Ontology annotation, biological process: negative regulation of transcription by RNA polymerase II; cell differentiation; positive regulation of transcription by RNA polymerase II. The coding region runs from base 1 to 1275 and encodes 424 amino acids. Gene Ontology annotation, molecular function: RNA polymerase II cis-regulatory region sequence-specific DNA binding; nuclear receptor activity; zinc ion binding. The transcript is spliced from 8 exons. The record is from RefSeq and is a predicted model, not a curated record.